AUUUCAUCCAAAGAUGUCAUUGAUCCCUAGCUCUCAACCUCCGACGCGCCUCCCCAUCGCCGGGCACCGCUCCGUGCCGGCCGACGUAUCCCAGAGCCCCACCGGAGGGUUAGGCCGCACUCGAGCCGAAGAUGGCGUCGGCGCCGGCGCCAUUGCGCCUCCGCCCCGUCCAUGGUGCAUUCGGGCCGAAGAAGGCGCUGCCGCCCUUGCGCCACCGCCCCGGACAGGCUACCCGAGGGCCUACUACGGCAGGCCGCAUGCACCCUCGAGUCGUGGUCGGGCUGAGCACGCCCGCCGCUCCAUGCCGUGCCUUCCUUCGUGGUGCCCAGCGCCCGUAGCUCCGUCGGCGUGGUUCGCUCGGCAGCCAGCAGCGCCGGAAGCUCGACGCUCCGCUUCCCCUUCCGGAAGCGCUGGACUGCCAUCCCUAAGCAGCCCUGUCCGAGCUCCCAGCCGUCGACGCCAAGCUGCGUCCUCGCCGGCCUUCCGCGGGGUUGUUGAUGCUAUGCUACGUCAUCGUCAAAUCCCCGUUCACACCACAAUUUUCUCGAGUUAGGAGAAUCAAGGGGGCACUAUUACGAGAAUGUCCUUAUAUUUUCCAUGGAUAAUUUGUCAGUAUGAGAGGAGACUGUUGCCAGGUUUUCGUAGAGCCAUUCCUAACCUUAAUUAUAUGAGGCCAGCGGUGGAGAAUUAGCAAGAGAGCUAUAAUCAGUGCAUAGAUGACCAAGUUAUCUACUUUUUUUUAUGAAGUGUCGAUUCCUAAAUAGAGUUCGGAGCUAGGUCCUGCACGUUGAUUGUGCUUCAAGGUACAGUGGUUUGUAGCUUACAAGACUAUAGUUCUGUAUUGGUUGCGGAUCCUAGGACCAAAGCUUGAUUAAUAGGUAGCUGAAGAAGUGAACAAUUGUUAGUCAUUGCAUGUUUCCUUUGUUACAAAUAAAAUAAAUAAGUAGAUUGCAUUUCUUUGAGCUAGACUCUGAAAUUUUGGUUCAUGAGUAACUGCAGAAAUACAUAUCUUACUUUUCGUCA
This is a messenger RNA of Hordeum vulgare subsp. vulgare (domesticated barley), 1023 nucleotides long. RefSeq lists its product as uncharacterized. The transcript is spliced from 3 exons. NCBI's taxonomy places the organism in Eukaryota, Viridiplantae, Streptophyta, Magnoliopsida, Poales, Poaceae. The coding region runs from base 14 to 553 and encodes 179 amino acids. The record is from RefSeq and is a predicted model, not a curated record.